Molecule: messenger RNA, 820 nt
Organism: Lolium rigidum
Lineage: Eukaryota; Viridiplantae; Streptophyta; Magnoliopsida; Poales; Poaceae
Product: HVA22-like protein f
Exons: 5
Coding region: 65-535 (156 amino acids)
Source: RefSeq, a predicted model, not a curated record
UUCCAACAGAGAAGAACAUCAAGAAUCCCCGGAGAAAGCUUCUCACAAGUUGCAGUGAGGAAUCAUGGGUGUUCUUGGUGCCCUUGCCAGGCAUUUGGAUUCUCUUGUUGGGCCUGGAAUCAUGCUGCUUUAUCCGCUAUACGCGUCGAUGCGUGCGAUCGAGAGCCCCUCUUCCCUGGAUGAUCAGCAGUGGCUCACCUACUGGGUCUUGUACUCCCUGAUCACCCUCUUCGAGCUCUCAUGCUGGAAGGCUCUCCAGUGGCUGCCUCUGUGGCCCUACAUGAAGCUCCUCUUCUGCUGCUGGUUGGUGCUGCCCAUCUUCAACGGCGCGGCCUACAUCUACGAGACGCACGUCCGGCGCUACUUCAAGAUCGGCCAGUACGUGAGCCCCGCCUACAACGAGAGGCAGAGGAAGGUUCUGCAGAUGAUGAGCCUUGACGCGCGCAAGUCCGUCGAGCGAUUCAUCGAGACGCACGGGCCCGGUGCCUUGGAGAAGAUCAUCCAGGCGGCCGAACAGGAAGCCAAGAGAGCCUAGUUUAGCUUGCGGUGAAGUGGAAGGCAUUCUUUCAAUUGGGGGAAACGAAUGGAAAUGGCUGCCGUGUGUUGUGAUUAAUGUGCCUGAGCAGUUGUAAUCCUUGUGCCGUGUGCGUGUGAUUAGUCGGCUUGUUGGGCUUGGGAAGAUACCUUGCUGCAGCUAUGUGAGAGUUGACACAACACAACAGGCUACAUACUUGGUGUACAGUACAAUCAUGUGAAAAAUGUUCUUAUCUGACAGACCAAACCAGCCUAUGAAUGAAAGCCCAGAAUUCUAACUGUCCAA